Phragmites australis (common reed) is the source of this 3482-nucleotide messenger RNA. RefSeq lists its product as uncharacterized. The record is from RefSeq and is a predicted model, not a curated record. The transcript is spliced from 12 exons. Gene Ontology annotation, molecular function: microtubule binding. The coding region runs from base 252 to 2606 and encodes 784 amino acids. NCBI's taxonomy places the organism in Eukaryota, Viridiplantae, Streptophyta, Magnoliopsida, Poales, Poaceae.
UUGUGUGAACCGGAGGAAGAGGAAUAGUAUUGUAGUUUGAUGUGGAUCAGACGGUCAAUGCUCAAUUGCUCCCAAAACCGCACUUCCCGCUUCUUCAAACGAAUCAAGCCAAAACUUAAAAAAAAAAGGAAAUUGGAGCAAUUCAGAUCCCCAUCUCCUCUCGCCGCCUCCGGGAUUCCAAAAUCCCAACCGAGUCUGAGAUCCGCGCAUGGCGUCGCCGUGCCCCUUCCCCGCCGCUGCCGCCGGAUCCGAUGCCUGGGGCUUGCAAUUUGAUUCGGGUAUCCAAUCCAGUGGGAGGAGGAGGAGACCCAGGCAACAAAGAGAAUAUCGCUGAAGAUGGAGACACUUUCUUGGAUGGCCCAACCUUGCGGAAAGAGGGGUCUGCCUCUACAAAGAGGAAGAAGAAGCCUGCAGGUUUCAACUUGAGGAAAAGCAUUGCCUGGAACCCUGCUUUCUUCACUGAACAAGGUGUUUUGGAUAAUUCGGAGCUUUCUGUGCUCACUGGCUCCCAACUGAUGGCAAAUGGGAGCCCUAGCCCAGGGGUCACUGGUGUAACGUCCCCAUUGUGUCGGUCUGGGAGAUAUGGUAAUGCAUAUGUACCGAAGGAAGUCACAGAGAACUCACAUGGAAAAUUGCCUGCAAAACAACGAAGCGCAGAAAACAAGGGAAGGAAAUUGUUCUCUUCAGCGAAAACACCUCAGAGAAAUGAAUGGAAAGAAUCUGUGGGAACACAAAAUAGAAGUUCUGCAAGAAGUAUCCAGAAUCGCAUACCACGAGUACCAGCAGGAUCUACACAGAAGAAAGUACCAAACUCAUCUUCUACAGCUCAGUUGUCAAGAAUACCGAAGAAGCCUCAACCUUCUCUUCCUAUGGUCCUGAGAAGUACCUCAUCUAUGACAACUGUUUCAAAAUCAAACAAAAAUUUAGCUCCAGUUAAAGCUGAGCAAGUUCAUAGAGUACCUGGACUGCCGUCUAAAUUGAAGAUCGAUUCUAUAUCUUCUGGACCUAGCAUAGAGAAGGAUGUGGUUCCUGCUGUUACUGCCAAACAUGAAGACGCCUAUGGUUCUGUGAAAUGCAAAAAUCCACAAAUCAGCCCCUCCAGUUCCUUUGGUAUCACUGCAUCAACUUUUGCUAAGCCAUCAGCACUUCGAAUGCCUUCACCGUCAGUUGGGUUUUUCACUCAGGAAAAUGCUCAUGUGUCACAUGGCGAUGCUGCUAAAAGAAAUGCGGGGACGUGCUUUGCUGGAAAUACUUCAUCAGUUGUAAAACCUCCCAGAUAUAAGCAGCCUGAUGAUCUAAAAAGCGGACUCUGUCAAACAAAGCCGCUGUCAACCAAUUGCACCACUGCUUCCAGUCUUGUUCUACCUGUAACUAGAGAGAGCAAUCCCAACACCUUGGUGGGUCCAGAAAAGGAACCCUUGUCAAAAGUUAUUACUAUAUACUCAGUAAAAUCUGGAAAUGCAAAUAAUCAAGAAAGGCCAGAGGUUGAUUGCUUAUUGGCUGGAAGUGGAGCUACUCCACAGCCAUUGAGUUCAGAAAAGAACGAUGGUGCCAGAAAUUGCGUGCCAAUCGUGUACAAUGACACAUCACAUGUAGAAGGAAGUGGCAUUAUCAAAGAUAUUGAGCCUAUUGAGAAUUCCUACUAUCUUAAAUCUAUUUGUUCCUCAACCAUCGAACCUGUUGAGGAUUCCUGCUCUCUUAAAGCUAUUAGCUCCUCAACCAAACCUAUUGUGGGGAGUAAAUUGUCACCCUCUCGCAUUGCCUCUCGAGUAUGCACAUCUAAUGAUCUCAAUUGUCAAAGCAAGUCAGACAGUGGUUCCAGUGCAGCAAUUGACUUGGUUGCAGUUUCUUUGUCUGAAGGCAACAAUUGUACUACAGGUCUUGAUUUCUUGCGAGAUUUUGAUUCCAGCAAUCACCUGAAUACUGAAUGUUCUACUCUAAUGGAAUCAGUGGAAUCUACAAUAUGUGCAGAUCAGGUGCCACGUUGUGGUAGUUCAAGUCAUGAAACACCUGCUUUAGCUGACAGGAAUACAGAUUUGAAUGAUUCUUUGCAGAAUGAAUCUAAACCUCCUUCAUCAGAAGAACAAAAUACUGACGGUGGAAUGGAGCUUGAAAUAAACAAUGCAUUAGUUGUAAAGGAGACCCUGUUGUUACAUGUCGGGUGUGAGCAUAACCACAAUUGUAGGAGCACAGAUUGUUCUCCUAUGAAACAUGAAGCACCUAUGCCUUGUGUGGAGAGACGACCUGUUUUAUCAGUAGAACCGGACAUAGAAGACAAAAUGGUGCUUGACACAAACAAGUUGUCAGCUCUAGAGGGUGCAUCACUUAUGGAAAAGACUAAAGCACUGGACAGAUCACGAACAAAUACUAUCCUUAAAGAUCAUCUGAAAAACUUGGUACCAUUUACAGAAGAAUGGCUUGCUGUCAUGGAGGCUCGUGGGCAGGAAGUUCUCGAACAGAAGACUGGCGCUGUGCAAAAUUCUCCUCCUGACAAAACUACUCCAGAAUCCAGUCCAUGGUCACCGGUUAAACGGAAAGCCCAAGAUGUCGGACCAUUUGACUGUACUAAGUACUCCAAAAGCGUCCCAACAUCUGGUACCCCUUAACUGCAGUUCUUGGCCUUCACAUUCUGUCUGUCGCGGUACAGCCACGGCGCAUAAGGUCAGCAGAGACUCAGAGCUGAACACGGAGUCUUGUUAUCUGCCACUGAUUCUCAUUUCGUCCUAGCUAACUUGACUGCCUUGUAGUUCUGCAGCCUAGCUUGUUGAUCUCACCAUGCAUUCUCCUCUUUUUAAUUGUAACAUACUGUUCAGAUCACGCCCCAAGCAAACACUUGGUAAACAACAACACAAUAAAGAAAAGCCCUUUUUGUGAGUUUGAAUUUGCCAAAAUUUUGUAUGCAAUGCUGACUUGACUGCGGAAUAUUACUAUUACUCCUACUAGUAGAGAUUGGUGGUUCAGCAUCAGCAUCAGCAUCAGGUCGGGUCGUCGUCUGUAUCAAUCCGCCAGCCACUCGCUGCCGUAGUAGGAGUUGGACAGGCCGAGCCAGAAGUUGAAGGCCUCCGCCGAGCGCUUGCGCUCCCGGCGGCAGUCCUGCCGCGCCUGCGAGGCGUGCUUGCUGGUGAACAUCCUCGAGUGCAUCUCGAUGUACCUCUUCUUGUACUUGGUCUUGUUGGGCGCGAUGCCCUUGGAUCUCCUCCAUGCACGCCACCAUCUCCAGCAGCUCCUCGUCGGCCUCCUCCGCCUCGUUCCACAGCACCAACGCCUCCCCCGGCUUCCGUGCCACGGCGAUGCCCUUGGCCAGGCUGCACCCCGCGCUCCUUCAUCCUCUCCAGCAGCCCCAGCCGGCCGGCAGUACUCUUCCACCCUCACCCUCGGGUCCCUCUCCAUCUCCUCCAACACCUUCGGCUGCCCCGAUGCCGCCAACGCCUUCAUCAGCGUCGUGUAGCUCACCGUGGACGGCGCGACCGCAUCUCGUUGAA